GGGAUCUGUGGAUGAUUGAGUGGGAUCGGGAUACUUACCUGAAGUUGACGUCGUCGAUACUGUGCGCUACUGAUUGUCUCAAUCGUCGUCACGAGGGAACAGUGCUACGUGGCACUCCAAUGUGAUCAGGAACUUUCAGCAACUUUUAUGCCAGCUUCAACUUGAGGGAUAGGUCUCUUCCUCCCGAAGGAAGGAAUGGGGAAUUCUACGGUCACGGCACGGUAUGAUGCAGGGGCGAAGUCGGCUUCGGCAGUGGCGGCAAUGGGGGUAGGAGACAUGAGAUUAAAGGCUUCAUUUAACGACGAGACGUUGGUAAAAGGGGUUCUGGAGAGGAGUCAGGUGACGGGGUUGGUUUUGGGAGUGGAGAAACCUCUCGCCUUUGCGAUCGAUUACGACGUGGGUAAUAAGUCGCCGAGGUUUCAGUUUCGGUCAACGACCACAGUUGGCGGGAAAACUGUGAAAUGGCUUUUCAAUCACGCUCCCGCCAGAAAUACGACGGCUGUCGACGUGUCCACUGCCAUUGACAAGAGUGGUGUUAACACGGUGGGUGUGAAGUAUGAUUUUGCCAAGCAGUCGGCGGGGGUUCGAUUCUCGAGAGUUUUUCCGUCGGGAACGAUCGUCGAGCCGUCCUUUGACUUCGGCACCAAGUCCUGGUCGGUGAUGAUGACCCACACCAUCGCCGGUGGAGAUUCGCUGUUGGCCACGUACGACAGCCAGGCGAAUCUUCUGCUACUCAACUGGGGGAGAGCAUCGGAGGCGGGAGGAGCAUUUCGAGUGGGAAUGACCAAUAUUUUCGCAACGGCGGGAAGCAACGGCUAUGGUGGCGGCGGCACCGACGAGCAGCCUCGGAUGCAGUCCAGCUUAUCGAUCGAGAAGACGUGGAACUUUCGCCUUCGACAAUUUCGACAAUAAUAACAGAAUGAUAGAGGGGUUAAAAAAGAAUAGAAGCACAACGAGUUCCGAGUUGUUUUCGCU
This is a messenger RNA of Chara braunii, 975 nucleotides long. Lineage: Eukaryota; Viridiplantae; Streptophyta; Charophyceae; Charales; Characeae. The record is from the annotation of a GenBank genome assembly.